AUGACGACUCCGUUUCCUCUUUUACGUCUUCCAAGACUUGCAUUGUUACCAGUUUUUCAACAAAUGGCGUCAAUUGAUGUAAUUGCGUUUUCGCUGAUUUCCAAAAAGGCCCGAAAUUUGUCGAAAAUCUUUCGCAAAUUAUCUGCCAGUUCCGUGAAUGUGACAGUAGAGAGCGAUCACCUUUACAUCUGUGUUGAAUUUGAAAUGUGGAGACAAAUGGGACUGAAAUACUAUUUCUACACAGAGAGCGCUCCGCAAUUGGUCAAUGCGAUGUUUCAAAAAAUAACUUUUACUCAGGAAAAUAGCGGAUUGUCAGCAUCAAAAUGGUUGGAGCGGAUUCUAGAUGUGACGAAUUGUGAAUCGAUUAAGCAUCUAGAUCUCAAGGAAUCUCCACUAGUUGAUGUGUGCGACACUUUUGGUAAACUAAAAAAUAUCCGGAAAUUAUACAUCUUCAAGAACUGUCCCAACAGUUUUGCCAAGAAAGCUCUGGAAAUUGUCUCACCAGUUACCAGGGAAAUCAUAUUGUUCAAAAUUCCGUUUGAGACAAGAGAAGAAUUUCAGACAUUUCUGAAGAGCAAUCUAAACUAUUUGAAUAUCCAUACUAGCACAUUCCCGACGUUCAAGUUCACUCUUGAAGAUCUUAUGGUCACGAAUGCGUUGAAAUUAAACCUCAAUGACGGGAAGUUAAAUGUCAAAGAAAUCAAUCAAUUUUUCAAAAAUUGGAUGGAAAAUAAAUGUGAUCCAAGACUGGAGCACUUGGAACUGUCUACAUCCGAAGAUGUUGAUGAAAAUAAUCUUCUGGGAGGACUGAAAACGGUUUCAUUUUCAAGAGACCGAGAAAAAACGUUCCGCUAUUCGAAGCCACUGGACAGUCCAUCACAUUCAUUUUCUGGAGGAUAUGAUAUAUGGAGAGCGGACCGAAAGAAAGCAACCAUCACAUUUGGAGACGUUUGGGGGAUGACGUUUAUCAGUUUCUACGCUUGGCCAUGA
Messenger RNA from Caenorhabditis remanei, 990 nucleotides. RefSeq lists its product as uncharacterized. Lineage: Eukaryota; Metazoa; Nematoda; Chromadorea; Rhabditida; Rhabditidae. Gene Ontology annotation, molecular function: protein binding. The record is from RefSeq and is a predicted model, not a curated record. The coding region runs from base 1 to 990 and encodes 329 amino acids. The transcript has 2 exons.